GCCGCCCCCGCCCCCCCCUCCGCCUCCUGAGGCGAGCCGGGGGUCGUCAUGGCCGCCCGCCCCCUUAGGCAGCAGCGGCGGGCCACCCCCAUCCCCGCGGCCGCCCUGAGGCGAGGCCAGGCGGGCAGCAGCCCCGGGGGCGGCGGGGAGCCCCCACCCCCUCAUUAAUUAUCACCGUUAUUCUCACUCCCCCCCGAACCCCUCCGCCCCCCUCGGGCAGAGCCCGCCGCGGGGGGAGCGGGGGCCGAUCGCUCCCUGCCCGCCGAGGGGGGCACGGUGUCUUCUUCUUUGGGACGCGAUGUCUUAUUUGGUGUGGGUGGAUGGCUUAACUUGCUGGUAAUUUCUGCUGCGUCAACACCCAGCUCAAGGGAGAGGAGAAGAGACAAGGGGGCAUUUUAACAGCAGCUCCACUUGCGAAUAGCCAGCCUCAAUCCCGGCUCCAGCAUUAAAACCCUUUCCGCCCCCUAAAAACCAGCAUCCGUGCAAGUUGGACCAAGAGUUUGUCAGGAGUGUGGUUCAAAACUGCUUGGAAAAAGGGAUGAGGAUAUCUGAUGAACCUUUUGGAGCUUGUUACCAGAGACCAUUCUUCUCUAUUCAUUAAAUCAUGUGCUAUCCAGCAGUGAAACAUUGUGACGUUUGUUUUUGUUAGCAGAAAAAAAAUUAAAAUAUUGUUCUGUCUUUCUCCUAUAAGAGUUCAUACCAGUGCUAUUGGAAGGUUGCAGAAAAGUGCACUACCUGUGCUGCCCUAGGGCUGUUGAUGUCCUCAGCUGUUGUAGGAGAAACACUAGACCUGGAACCCAGUUUGUUACUGGACUUGUGGAAGAGGAAGCACAAAGAUUUCCAAAUGAAUAACCGAAAAGAAGAUAUGGAGAUUGCUUCCCACUACCGUCAUCUGCUGCGUGAGCUUAAUGAGCAGAGACAACACGGCAUCCUCUGUGACGUUUGCAUUAUAGUAGAGGGGAAGAUAUUUAAGGCUCACAAAAAUGUUCUGCUUGGGAGUAGUCGCUACUUCAAAACGCUGUACUGCCAGGUACAGAAAACCUCUGACCAGGCCACAGUCACCCAUUUAGACAUUGUAACUGCACAAGGCUUCAAAGCAAUCAUUGACUUCAUGUAUUCUGCACACCUAGCACUGACUAGCAGAAACGUCAUUGAGGUGAUGUCAGCUGCUAGCUAUCUGCAAAUGACAGAUAUCGUACAGGCCUGUCACAACUUCAUAAAAGCAGCUCUUGACAUAAGCAUAAAGUCUGAUGCCUCAGAUGACCUUGUUGAUUAUGAACUUGGAGCCCCUUCCAGCAGUAGUACUGAUGCUUUGAUUUCAGCAGUCGUGGCUGGCAGGAGUAUAUCUCCCUGGUUAGCUCGGCGAACAAGUCCAGCAAACUCUUCUGGAGAUUCAGCUAUUGCCAGCUGCCACGAAGGAGGGAGUAGUUAUGGAAAAGAGGAUCAAGAACCAAAAACAGACAGCCACGAAGACAUUUCAUCCCAGUCUCUUUGGUCUAGUGACAUGGGCUAUGGGUCUUUACGUAUCAAAGAGGAACAGGUUUCGCCAUCACAUUAUGGAGGGAGUGAACUACAUUCUGCCAAGGAUAGUGCAAUACAGAAUGCGUUCUCAGAUCAAGGAGUAGGGGAUGGCUGGCAGCCCACUGGGCGCAGGAAGAACCGAAAAAACAAAGAAACUGUGCGGCAUAUCACGCAGCAAGUGGAGGAUGACAGCAGGGCAAGUUCUCCGAUGCCAUCUUUUUUACCUGCCUCAGGAUGGCCCUACAGCAGUCGAGACUCAAGUGCUGACGUGACAGUAACAGAGCCCAGCAGCUCUGACAGCAGGGUGGAGCGAUCAGACCCCUACGCGAAUGUUGACGAAGCCCUAAUCGGUGGGGAAGCCAGCUACAUCUCUCAGCCCCUGACUCCAGAGAAGGAGGAUGCACUCCAGGCUGCCACCGUUGCCAACCUGCGUGCGGCUCUCAUGAGUAAGAACAGUUUGCUGUCUCUGAAAGCCGACAUGCUGGGAGAGGAUAGUUCUCUGCUGUUUGAGUACUUACCCAAAGGCACGCAUUCUCUCUCUCGGCCUGGCACCAACUUGAAUCGUUCAAGGGGCGAAUGUGAUGGCAAAGUGGAAGCACCAUCUCCCCUGCUGCCUUCAUCACACCUUGCCACUCAGAGCCCCCCUGAGAUCUGCUCCUCUGGUGAAAUGUCACCAGAAACCAUGAUAAAAGGAGAGGUGCCUUCCUCAGCCCAGGCCACUUAUGAUGGAUUUUUAGCACUUUGGCAGUUUGAUAACUCUGAUUCAGAUAUGAGUUUCUCGAGAUCUGAAGACAUGGACAUAACCACUGGUGGCCUGUUCCUGGAUUCAGCCCUAGCCAAGAGGCUGACCUGUGGUUUCUGCAGGAGGGUUUUCCAGUGUGCUGAAGAGCUGAAGGAGCACUUCCACGAGCAUGUUUUCUCCAUGCUUCUUCCAUUUGACUUGGUCGACUGCUCCCAGCCUGGCUUCGCUGACAGCGUGCCUCCUGUCCAGCUCGCCCGCUUCCAGUGCUCCAAAUGCCCCGCGAGCUUCACUCUGAAAUCAAACAUGGAUCGGCAUGAAAAGACCAUCCACUUCAACUUCAACGAGUUCACAGUCAUCAGGAAGAAAUUCAAGUGCCCGUACUGCAGUUUUUCGGCCAUGCAUCAGUGCAUCCUGAAGAGACACAUGCGAUCCCACACGGGAGAAAGACCCUAUCCCUGCGAGAUCUGUGGGAAGAAGUUCACCCGCCGGGAGCACAUGAAGCGGCACACCUUGGUCCACAGCAAAGACAAAAAGUACGUCUGCAAAGUGUGCAACCGAGUGUUCAUGUCUGCAGCCAGCGUGGGGAUUAAGCACGGCUCUCGCCGCCACGGGGUUUGUGCCGAUUGCUCUGGUCGAGGCAUAGCUGGUCACCUGGACCACAACGGAGGAGAUGGCUCUCCAGACGAGUGCUACCCCGGGGAAGGCCAGUACAUGGAAGACCCAGAUGACAUCAAAGUGGAAGGAGACGAGGAGAUGGGAGAUGAUGAUGACAUCAAGUGGAAGGAUGAUGUGGGAAUGUCACAAGAUGAUGUGAUUUUAGAUGAUGACAAAGAUGUCGACUCUCCGCAGGACCAGGACAACUCUGGAGAGAACGACAAGGAUUUUGCCUGGAUUUCUUAGGGAUUUUUUUUGUUGUUUUUUGUUUUGCUCUGUUGUUUGUAGGGGGAGGGAGGGUGGGGAGGAAGGAGUAUGUUGGAAAAACUAAGUAGCCUUGUUGUCGUCCAUGUGUGCAAAAUAACUUGUGUUUUCUAAACAAGUCCUUCUCUGUUCCACUCAGAUACUGUCUUAGCAAUGUCGCUUCCAGCGACGUAACUGACUUCGCCUUCCCCCUUCUCCUUUCAUGAACAAUCCUGACCGCGGCCGCCCCUCCGGCCGAGCCAGCCAGGUUGCAUGCAAGUGAGGUGGAGUUUCUGCAGGUGUGAGCGCUGUGCGAUGGGGAGGCUGGGUGAAGCAUGAGUCCUUGUACCCUUCCCACCCUGAACUGAACACUGGGUUGAUUCUAGUGUCCAAAGCAGGGGUAUUUUUGGUGGUGGUUGGUUAUAUUGGGUUGGUUGGUUGGUUUGUUUUUUUUAACACCUUGUCUGUGUGCUGAAAUCCCAGCAGCAGUGGAAUUACAAGCUAACGUUGUGAAAGCAAAUUGAUGUACGUGUUGGAGGGCUUCCUUGAUGAUACAGGCCUUUGCAAAGUUAUUUAAAGAGAGUUUUUAUUACUUUUUAUGGAGCUAAAUCGAUCAAAAGGCAAGUCAGAUUACAGCCUUAUGAAUUACUGUCUUAGAUUCUUAGCUUCCAAAAGCAUCACCAUCAAAAAAGAAAGGAUAUGGUAUUUCUUGGACCUACUGGCAUCUUACCCACAUCCCAUCUUCCAGCCUUGGUUAUUCGCAGUCGCUGAAAUGCGUAUUGGUGCUUCCAGAAGCACCCUUUGCUAUAAAAGACACAGGUAAUUAUCUACCUGUCAUUCUUCCCUGCAAGUAUCUUCACCUUCUCCCUUUGCUCAGCUGCCUUUUUCGUAAAUAUAUGCAAACCAUAGCAAAAACGAGGCAUUUGGCAAAGUGCAGGAUGAACUGGGAAGUGCAAGAAGCCAAGGUGAGGAGAUCCCAGCUGGGUGGAAAUCUUGCUGCUCCUGUCCCGUAGACUUUGCUGGGGCCAGGAAUUUACCUGGGUGCAUUGUUCUUCCUUGCCAAGCUAAAAAAUGUCAUUGAUCAUUGGUAGGCAUAACGCCUACUUAAUUCAUGACAAAAACCUUCAGUUUUAGCUGCACUGGUUACAUGUAAAUUUCCAAAUAAACUUUUUUUUUCUUUUUUUAAAGAACCACCAGGUUUGGUUUUUUUUCCCCAGCAUCUCCUAACAGAGUCUCUGGGGCUGCUCCAGGUAGUUGGAUUCUCCUUGUUCACAGCGGCCACUGUUGCCUUCUUCCAGCUACACCUAAACAACAGCAGCAACAAAGCGUGUUGGAAGUGUCUUCUUCCUGUGAAGCAGCUUAUUUUACCCUUCACCUCUUUGCUUCUGGUGCUUUCUUAAACAAAUAAAAAAAAAAAAGGUGAAGACCUCACUCCUUCCUUGCUGUGGAACAACUGUAUACAGUGUCUGUGACGGUGGUAUCUGGAAACCUGCCACGAAAGACAACCUGUUACCAGAAAGCCAAAUGACUUAACGGUGCUAUUUUCCUCCCAUGGUGGGGCAGGCGAGCGGGGUGGCGAGCGUUCUUGCAGGUCAGGUGGUCCUUAACAAAAAGCGUGGUUCCACCCAGCAAAAGAAAUAAAAAGUAUAUUGUACAGUAAACCCCAGUAAAGUAAAUAAUCUUGAAGGAUUUAAGCCCCUCGGUGCCGGGAUCUGGUGGAGGAUGGUGGGAGCCUUGGUCCUGGCACCUGCAGUAGCCGGAUCUUUAUUCAUUCCUCGAUUUAAGUUGCAUCCUGGGUUUUAGUGUUUGAUGCCUUUUUCUGCUCCUUGGUUCCUUGCAAACGUUUGCUGCCGCCUUUCUGUGUCCAUCAUCCUGGUUGAUGCUAACAAUUGCCGCCUGGGAGCCUCCAGCAGCUCCCAGGCUCCUGGUCUAUUGGUUUUAGUGCACGUCAGUGAUUUGGAAACCUGGGUCUUUCCUAAAAUCCUCUGUUUGGCUCGGUGAGGCCACACGAGCACCAUCGCUGCUGCUGCUGCUCGUUAGGACUGAAGGGGUUAAGGGUGCUUUUAGCCAGUGAGAGUGGAUAACUCUCUUCUUUUAAAUACUUAAAGAAUAGAGCUGCAGGGUCACACAGAAACAUUUUUAUUAAACUUUAAAAAUCUAAUUUUGCUUUUUAGCUUCUUGUAAAGCCUUCCUACUGUAUUUAAAAAGAUAUAAACAAACCCAGUAUUUUACGAUUGGACCUUUGUACACUUUUUUUUUCCCCAGCAGUUGUAGCAGCUGGGGGGUCCCAGGGCGAGGUCGCUGUUUCAUUACCCUGACUUUUGCCUCUUGGAGCGCAGGCUCUGUAUUUAUUGUCAUUUAUCCUGUAAAUAUGGAGGGGGGGUAGGGGGUGUCUGAGGUCCUGAACUUGCAGCCUCACCUGUUACAUGUAGACAAAUACAUACAGUACUUUAAAAGAUAUCUGUAGCUUUGCUUUUUGUAUGUAAAAAUCUAUUUAAAAAAACUUUAAAACCCAAACUGUUCAAAACCCCUCGGUUUCUGUGACAUUCCAUCUUGCCCAUCUACUGCGAUGCCGGUGUGUGCAUCUGCUGUUCGAUCUUCCGAGGAGGAGCAGGAGGUGUUGGUCCGAGCCCUCCUCUUCCUCACUCCUCCUUGCCCUCGCCCUUGGGUGACUCGAUCUUUGUAAUCAGAGUUAUGGGGUGCUUAGCUUUACCUUGCAAUUCCUUUGGAAACAUUUCAUAUUUUCUUUUCUUUCCUUUUUUUUAAAGGGUGGGCAGCAAGGCGGGUGGCUUUCAGAGUGUUUCCCAGUAGUGCCACUUUGAAGCUCUUUGAGCCGAGGAUGCAAAAAGUAAAUUGAAAAAAGGAGAGAAAAACAGAAAAUCCACGUAAAAGCUAACAUUUACAAUGUUGCCAUUAUAAUCUAGCACAUGCUUCUAUAUUACUAACAUAGACUAUAUAUACCAAAUAAAAUCCUUCUAACACCUGACGUAUAUUUUAAGUGCUUUGUUUUGAUGGAGGCAUGCAGAUUUGGAAAUGCAGGGAUUAGUCUUUAAACUUCUGUGCUCCGGCUGGUGCUUUAUGAGGUUUGGGUUCAAAAAAGGAAUUUGGGCGCUAUUUUGAUGCUGAAACUUUAUAAAACUUCAUCAGUUGCUCCGUGCGACCGGACCUCUCGGGAUCCUCUCCGGGCGCCUCUCGGAUCUGCUGCCUAUGCAAACUUCUGCUCUUUGAGAUUUAAACAAAAAACCGAUAACUCUGCCUGUUCUAUCCAACACUAGCUCAAGUAACCUCUAGCAUCUCGUCUUUGUAUUUCCCUUCAGGGCUUUGUAUACUUCACUGAGGUUCCCUUUUUUUAAUUUUUUCUAAGUAUAUAUAUGUGUGUGUGUGUGUGUGUAUAUAUACAGAUUUCAUUUCAAAAAACUAACUCCCUUAUUGGUAAAAAACUGAUACGCUUGGUCUCAGUAACUCGCACCUCUUUUUUAAGUAUUCAUAUGUACUUGUAAAUGUUCCUCCCUGCAUCUAUUAUCCUCAUUUUUUUUAAGUACGGAAGUGUGCCAGGAGUACAAAAAGCAUUUCGAGCCGUGCUUUGCGACCGUCUCGCGCAAAACAGGGUGCGAACAGCCUCGUCCUGCCCUCGCCCUCCAGAAGUCCUCGAGGAACGCACGAGGUGGGCCUUGUCUGGAAUUGCUUUUGGAGAAUACCUUAAUGAAGACGAAAGAGGUUCUUGCGAGGCCUUCCGUCAGUUUGGUUUUUCCAAAAAUGUUAUUUAAAAGUCAUAAAUUACCCAGUUUUGUAUAUUUUAUGGUCACCCGAGAGCCUCGCAGCUACAGAGCGAUUUUUGUGCCGAGGUGAGAGGGGGAUGUGUCUAAUGAAGGUUGGCAAACUGGCUGUCUUUUUUAUUAUUAUUAUUAUUUAAUCAAAAAAUCAGUGGUUUGGACUACAAAAGGAAUAUUUUUCGUACAAAAGGAAACCCGCUCUAGCAUUAGUUCCCGUUUUAUUUCUUCUCUCAAUUCAUGCCUUUAAAUAUUCCGCUUCUCCAAAGCGAAAGCCGCAUUGCUUUGGCGUUUGGGGUGUGUGUGUGUGUGUGUGUGUGUUUUGGGAUCGAUGACCUGGUUGGGGGCUCGGUUUGUGGCCCCGAGGGAGUCCCCGUUCCCUGCAGGGCCGAGGCUGAGCCCCCCCGGGCACCCCCAUCCCCGCCUCCACGCGUCCCAGUUUGCACGUCGCCCUUUAGGAAAGAAACUCCAUGAAAAUAAUGCAAAAACUGGAAUUUUUUGCAAUAUUAUGAAAGAUAAUCUUAUUUUAGCUCAUUCUGUGACAUGUGCAACUCCUAAGAAAGCCAUACUUAAUGGUUCUUUUUAUUUUUUAGAUUCUAUAUUGUGUUUUGAAUUUCUGCCUUUUUUUUUAGUUCUGCAUAGUAAGAGUGCUGUGUGUAUGCUUUCAUAUAUAUUUAUUUUUCAACGUGCUUUAAACCUGUCUACAAAAAUAAAGCUAAAGAAACAAAUGAAAAAGGACAGUGUUUGAAGAUUGUUGAUUAUUUUUUUUGCUGGGAAUAUUCUAUAUUAUACUGACUUUAUAUUAAUUAUUAUAAACCUGUGUUUGUAUUGAAGAUGUGUUUAAUAUUUUGGGGAGGUUGAGGAGAUUUUAGUAACCAGAAGUCAGUGGGAGAACAUGGCUGUGUUGUACUGAUUUUCUGUAAAUGUAGUUCAGGUAAAUAUGACCUUAUUUUCUAGUUGAUCUCCCGGUUUUUCGUCUGCCUGGGCAUGCCGGAGGCGUGCCUCUUGAGUAUAAUUACUUUGUGAUGGGAUUUAGCUUAGACAUACAUGCAAAAAAUCAAUCAGUUUCAAUAAAUUGGGAAAUUGCUGCUACAA
This is a messenger RNA of Phalacrocorax carbo (great cormorant), 8025 nucleotides long. Lineage: Eukaryota; Metazoa; Chordata; Aves; Suliformes; Phalacrocoracidae. The record is from RefSeq and is a predicted model, not a curated record.